Acanthoscelides obtectus is the source of this 3493-nucleotide messenger RNA. Lineage: Eukaryota; Metazoa; Arthropoda; Insecta; Coleoptera; Chrysomelidae. The record is from the annotation of a GenBank genome assembly.
GGAUUUGACCAGCAAUAACAUCACCUGGGUUAACGAAACUUCACUAAUACGAUACGUAAACUUGGAGGAAUUGGUACUGUCAGACAACAGGCUAGAGUGGAUUCAUCCAAAAGCAUUCGAGAGGAACACAGUAUUAAAAAGACUAUUGCUGCAAGGAUGCGAGCUGAAAAAAGUCCCAACGGAAGCAUUAAAGCCACUUACGAAGUUGCAAACGCUACAAUUGGGCGGCAAUCAAAUUGAGACAAUAGAGGAAGACGCUCUUGAGAGCGUUGCUCAAUCUUUGAGAAGCUUGCGCCUCGACUCGAACAAAUUGAGAGCAGUGCCCAGUAACGCUCUGUCUAAGAUCAGGCAUCUGGAAGUCUUGAACCUAGGUAACAAUUUGAUUCCAUCGCUUAGAGUUGGCGCAUUUCCACAAAUGAACACUCUUAUGGUUUUGCUAAUGAAAAGGAACCAAAUUACGGAAAUAGAUGACGAAGUUUUUUCCAAUAUAACGUCCCUAAAAGUUCUAGAAUUGGACGACAAUUUCCUAACCCAGAUACCAACAGCUGUGACAAAGCUUCCGGACCUCCAAGAACUGUCAAUCUCAGGAAACAGGAUCAAGUACAUAGAAGGAGGGAUACUACAGAAGACCCCAACGUUGGCUUUGCUUGAACUUAAAGGAAACCCCCUCAAUGGUGUUCACAAUUCAGCAUUUGCCUUCCUACCACGGCUCCGAAAGCUCAUCCUAUCUGAUGCGAGACAGUUGUCGACGUUUCCAAAUCUGAAUGGAACCAGCGCUUUGGAGAUUUUGAGAUUAGACAGGGCCGGUAUUUCCGAAGUACCAGCUAUACUCUGCGAAUGGUGUCCCAAGUUGAAAAGCCUGGAUCUGAAGUCUAACAAACUGAAGCAGGUUCCUGAUUUAAACAAAUGCCAUGAGAUGAGAGUACUAGAUCUGGCAAGCAAUUACAUCAAAUCCAUUGAGGACAAGCCAUUCAGGGGAAUGUUCCAGAUGCAUGACCUGCUGUUGGCCCAUAAUCAAAUACAAUACAUUCCUCAGAACGCGUUUUCCAACCUGUCGAAAUUGCAAGUUCUGGACUUGGAAGAUAAUCAGAUCUCCUUCAUCCAUCCUGAUGCAUUCCUCUCAAUCUCCAAAAUAGAAGACCUCAACCUAGGUAACAACGUCUUCCCCCACCUGCCCUCCGCCGGCCUGGAACGCCUGCUCCACCUGAAGACCUUCAACAACCCGAACCUGCGCGAAUUUCCUCCUCCAGAAGACUUCCCUCGCAUCCAAACCUUAGUGCUGGCCUACGCGUAUCACUGCUGCGCGUUUCUACCUUUGAUUCCUUCAAACCCGCCGCCAGCGAAGGCAAAGGACAUCAUUGUCUUUCCGGACAUCGAGGAUAUCGAUCUCAAUUUCUGGAACAGCUCUGUGGACGUAUGGCCAUCGCAACAUAACAUCAGCCAGAAGUUCGGAAAAAAGUUUUCUGAAAUAUGGGAGAACAUACGGUCGGAUUUUUCGUACCCUGGGAAUUUCCCCUCUUAUGUGGAAGAAUAUACUGCGGACGAUGAUCCCACCCUCAAAAAUCCCGGAGAGGGGAGCACCGGUAAGAUCCAGUGCUUGCCUCUACCAGGCCCUUUUUUACCCUGCCAGGACCUUUUUGAUUGGUGGACUCUACGUUGUGGAGUAUGGAUCGUCUUUCUCUGUGCGAUGCUUGGAAAUGGGACCGUCGUCUUUGUCUUGAUCUUCUCCAGAAGCAAAAUGGACGUUCCCAGGUUCUUGGUCUGCAACUUGGCUGCAGCGGAUUUCUUUAUGGGUAUCUAUUUAGGUUUCCUUGCAGUUGUGGACGCGUCGACUCUAGGCGAGUUCCGCAUGUACGCCAUCCCAUGGCAGAUGUCAGCAGGCUGUCAGCUGUCAGGUUUCCUGGGCGUGCUCAGUUCCGAACUGUCAGUUUGGACGCUGGCUGUCAUUACGCUGGAACGAAAUUACGCCAUCACGCAUGCCAUGCAUCUGAACAAAAGACUGUCGUUGAAGCAUGCGGGCUACAUUAUGAUCUGCGGAUGGAGUUUCGCCAUUGUGAUGGCAUUGAUGCCUAUUUUUAAUAUUUCUGAUUACAGAAAGUUCGCUGUGUGCUUACCGUUCGAAAUCAGCGACCCAGCAAGCCUCACUUACGUCGUUUUCCUGAUGUUCGUGAACGGCUUAGCAUUCCUGAUCCUCAUGGGCUGCUACCUGAAGAUGUACUGCGCCAUCAGAGGGUCUCAAGCCUGGAACUCAAAUGAUAGCCGAAUAGCCAAGCGCAUGGCACUGCUGGUUUUUACAGACUUUCUCUGUUGGUCUCCGAUCGCAUUUUUUGCCCUAACGGCUGCGUUUGGACUCCAACUCAUUACACUAGAGCAAGCUAAGGUUUUUACAGUAUUUGUCCUACCCCUAAAUUCAUGCUGCAAUCCAUUCCUUUACGCCAUUCUCACAAAGCAGUUCAAAAAAGAUUGCGUAAUGAUCUGUAAAGCGAUAGAGGAGAGCAGAGUAACGAGAGGCAUAGGAAGGUGUAGACAUAGCUCAAACUUCAGUAACAGACAGACUCCAGCAAAUACUAAUAGCUUAGCAGAUAGAUCUUCGAGAGAAAAGCAAGACCAACAACACCUUCCACAAUGUACAUGUAAUGUAAAGCUGCUCAGUGACAAUGACCAAACUCAACAGCAACAAAAGAAAACAAAGUCAGAUAAAAAGACAACAACGACGAGAGAGUGGCUGUUGAGCAAAGCUAGGUGGCUUUUGUGCGUCAGAAGACCCGUGAGGCACAGGCCUAGGACGGAUCAGUAUACCUAUCAAAUUGCUGAGAUACAGCAGAAGCAACACAAGAGGGCCAGCUCGGUGUCCAGUAGCGAAAACUUUAGUUCCUCCAGGUCGGAUUCAUGGAGGCAUCACAAUCAUCACCAUUGUGGCAUUCCCUUACGUCUUCUAGAUCCAAAACGACGGGCCUCAUCUUCUCGUAACGACUCGUCAGGCUCAGCGACGACAGCGAGCACGAGCACGUGGCGGAUAUCUAGGAGCAGUGGGGGCAGCAACGAGCCUAGAGGCGGCGUGUCAGGUGUGGUGGGCAAAGGGGCAGCCGUUAGUGUAGCUGGGGCAGCCGUAACAGUGGGGCCUGUCAAGCCCAGACUUACCAGACAAUGCGCUGUCCAAGACGAAAACGGCCCACCAGGUUCUCCGGGUCGCCUGACAGUUCGCUUCCUGACCACAAUCCCUUCGGCUGCGGAAAACAGCAUGCAGCUAGAUGAGGAGCAGCCCUCCUCAAUUCUGGUCAGCCCCACCAAAGAGCUGGAGGGACCUUUGUACGCCAUCCUCCAUCCGGCACCCAUACCUGCAAUAGUGCCCAUCGUACCACCUAGGAGGCAGAGUGUCGUAACGCUGCAUCCCUUAUCCGACUUGGCGCGGAGAGCUGAAGAGGAGAACGAAGUGGAAAAAGCAUCAAAGAAGGAGAGAAGAAAAAGCAACGAAACCAAACCGCAUAGAUAG